This is a messenger RNA of Oncorhynchus masou masou (cherry salmon), 1643 nucleotides long. RefSeq names its product aldo-keto reductase family 1 member B1-like. The transcript is spliced from 10 exons. The record is from RefSeq and is a predicted model, not a curated record. Gene Ontology annotation, cellular component: cytosol. NCBI's taxonomy places the organism in Eukaryota, Metazoa, Chordata, Actinopteri, Salmoniformes, Salmonidae. The coding region runs from base 132 to 1088 and encodes 318 amino acids. Gene Ontology annotation, molecular function: aldose reductase (NADPH) activity.
CAUCUGUGUUUCAGCUCUUUGUGUGCUGCACUGAGAAUUCUGAUUCCUUAUUCCUUCCACUCUGAAUACAGGGAUCCUCUCCUCUCACAACCCAGGAUCCUAGGAUUGAUACUACAGCAGAUCUUUUAAAGAUGACACCCACACCAACUGUAACUCUCAACACCGGGGCCAGCAUGCCCAUCGUAGGCUUGGGGACAUGGAGGGCCGAUGCGGGCAAGGUAGCAGAGGCAGUGAAAGCGGCCAUCUCUGCAGGCUACAGACAGAUAGACGGAGCCUACUGUUACCAGAAUGAGGAUGAGGUGGGGGAUGGCAUUCACACCAUGAUUGGCCAGGGGGUGGUGAAGAGAGAGGAGCUUUUCAUCGUCAGUAAGCUGUGGUGUACCUUCCAUCAGAAGUCUAUGGUGAAGGGAGCCUGUCAGAAGACUCUGAGUGACCUCAGACUAGACUACCUGGACCUCUACCUUAUGCACUCCCCAAUGUGCUUUCAGCCUGGAGAGAAUCUAUUUCCUUUUGGUGAAGACGGACAAGUAAUCGCAGGUGACAGCAACUUCCUGGACACUUGGGAGGCUAUGGAGGAGCUGGUGGAUGCUGGACUGGUCAAGGCUAUCGGUGUCUCCAACUUUAACAAAGACCAGAUUGAAUCCAUCCUGAACAAGCCAGGCCUCAAGUAUAAACCUGCCAACAACCAGAUUGAAUGCCACCCCUAUCUGACUCAGGAGAAGCUGAUCAACUACUGUCACUCUAAAGGCAUCUCAGUGACAGCCUACAGCCCCCUGGGCUCCCCAGACAGACCAUGGGCGAAACCUGGUGAGCCGUCCCUGCUGGAGGACCCAAAGAUAAAGGCCAUCGCUGUUAAGCACAAUAAGACCACAGCACAGGUCCUUAUCCGCUUUCAAAUCCAGAGGAAUGUGAUCGUCAUUCCCAAGUCAGCUACGCCCUCCCGGAUCAAGGAAAAUUUCCAGGUGUUGGACUUCAAGUUAAGUCCCGCAGAUAUGAAAGUCAUCCUUGGUUUCAACAGGAACUGGAGAGGAUUCGCUAUGGAAUGGGGCAACAAGCACAAAGACUUCCCUCUGCAUGCAGAGUACUGAAACCUCAGAGUGGAACUGGAGCUAAAGACAGAACGGACACUGACACCCACAUUCCUAUACUGUAGUGCCCGUCUUCCUGUCUGUGAAAAACACUGGGGACAUACAGUAGUUGUAUAUAGAUUCAACCACUACUUUGACAUUGUUCAUGAGACAGAACAGUUCAGGAGGCGAACAGAACGUGUCAGUGUAAUAAGUGGCAAAUAGUGCCUUUACUUGUUCAACAUUUAAACAUGUUGCAUAGUUGUUAGUUAACUUGUUGAAAAGUGCCUUUGAAAGCAUGAUACAAAUGUUGUGUCUCGUUCAAAUAUGAAAUUAUAUUCAAAUCAGUCCUUAGAAAGCUCUUUAGAGAUAUAUCUCAAACAAUAUGUUAACAUUGACAACAUACACAGUAAAAUGUGACUCAUUCCAGAAUGCCCUGAUGUUCUGCCCUUAGAUAUUAUGUAUUUCUACAUAUUUGAAACAAGAUUCUAUUCCUGAAAUAUAAACUGCCGACUACCUUGAUCUAUGAAUAUUUCCUCAUCUGCAGAUAUAAUAAAGAACACAGUACUAUGUCAA